UAGCUUCUCCGCCAGAAGUUCUCCCUACCUGGGCGCCGUCUCGGCAGCCCGGGGGGCUCAGCGCCAGUCUGCGGAACGCUGGCACUGCCCGAGUGACAGCGCGGGAGCAUGGCCUUGCACCUGGGCAGGCUGAGCGCGGGCUCCUGCUGGCGUGCGGCGCGGGGCUGCUGCGGAGAGCUGCGCGCUUGGUCCCCGCGCUGCGCGGCCGGACGCAUCUGCCGGCCCCCUGGCACGGCUGGCGCCGGGCGGUGCCGCGGGCUGGGGCACAGCGCGACGGAGGGAGGUGGCCCCCGGCUGGGGACCGGUCUGACCGCGGCGCUGGCGGGGCUGGCGGGGCUGGCCGCCGCCGCCUUCGGGCACGUGGAGCGGGCGGGGAUGGUGCCUAAGAGCUCGGGGGCGCGAAGCCGCUCGCCGGGGAGGUCGGAGGAGGAGGACGCGUUGGCCCGCCGCUGCAGCUGCUUCAUGGCCAUGCCUGUGACGGACCUGCGCGAACUGCGGCGGAGGCCGGGCGACAUGAAGACCAAGAUGGAGUUGCUGAUUCUGGAGACCCAGGCCCAGGUGUGCCAGGCGCUGGCACAGGUAGACGGGGGCGCCCGCUUCUCUGUGGACCGGUGGGAGAGGAAGGAAGGCGGUGGUGGUAUCAGCUGUGUACUUCAAGACGGUCAUGUUUUUGAAAAGGCUGGGGUGAGCAUUUCUGUUGUCCAUGGAAAUCUUUCUGAGGAAGCAGCAAAACAAAUGAGAAGCAGGGGGAAAAUUCUGAAGACUAAAGAUGGUAAAUUGCCCUUUUCUGCUAUGGGUGUGAGUUCUGUUAUCCACCCCAAAAAUCCUCAUGCUCCUACUAUCCAUUUCAACUACAGAUACUUUGAAGUAGAAGAAGCUGAUGGUGACAAGCAUUGGUGGUUUGGUGGUGGCUGUGAUCUCACUCCAACUUACUUGAACCAGGAGGAUGCGGUCCAUUUUCACAGAACUCUCAAGGAGGCUUGUGAUCAACAUGGUCCAGAUCUCUACCCCAAAUUUAAAAAAUGGUGUGACGAUUACUUUUUUAUAGCCCAUCGUGGGGAGCGGCGGGGCAUUGGGGGUAUCUUUUUUGAUGACCUUGACUCUCCAUCCAAGGAGGAGGUGUUUCGUUUUGUGCAGAGCUGUGCCCAGGCUGUGGUUCCCUCCUAUAUCCCCCUUGUGCAAAAGCACUGUGACGAUUCGUUCACCCCGCAGGAGAAGCUGUGGCAGCAGCUCCGGAGAGGACGGUAUGUAGAAUUUAACCUGCUGUACGAUCGGGGUACAAAGUUUGGCCUCUUCACUCCAGGAUCCAGGAUUGAAAGCAUCUUGAUGUCUUUACCUCUAACUGCUCGAUGGGAGUACAUGCAUUCACCUCCAGAGAACUCCAAAGAAGCUGAGAUUCUGGAAGUUCUCCGUCAUCCAAGGGACUGGGUACAUUGAUGCAGGCAGCCCAGCCUUCCUGGUGCUUGGGGGACAGGGAAGGUGUGCCCGCAUUCCACUGGCCGGCACCAUUGCCACUGUGUGGCAGUUAGUUACCUGUGUCUUAGAGCUCUAGUCUUCUCCACUCUGUGGUUGGCCUCCUUGGCCGGUGGCAUAAUGCGUUUUAAGUUGGAACACAAGUUUCUGUUGGAUGCUGUUGGUGAUGGGUGACAGGUAUCAGUGACAGGUGAUGAAAUGGCAGCUAAUCAGAGUCAACUGGUUGAUAAAAAACUCAUUCGUACUUUUAGAACCAAUUUAUAUCACUAGUUUACAAAAUACGACAUUGAGUUUCCAAGAAUUGGCUUAAAGGAAUCUAAAUGUUAUCAGGAAAUCUAUUAUGUUAUUUUCAUUUCAUCUGUUUUUUAAAGUUUUUGUUCGCCACAAAAAUGUAUCUUGGGAUAAAUUUUAUUUUCAUUACUUAAUUGGGGCUGAGACUUACUAAUAAUUUUAGAAAGCAGAGAAAUGGAAAUAAAUGUUUUAGUUUGUCAUAACUGCAUUUUUUUUAUCCUCAUCUUCAUCUUCAUUUAGAGAUCAUAAUAUUGGAAAAUUGUCAUUUUUAUAAUGGUAGUUAUUUAGGAACACUUGAAAUUCUUUUAAUCUCUGCAUGUGUUACAAUUCAAUGAUUACCUGUAAUUGUUAACUCUAAAGUGACAUCACUGUUAAACUUAAAUAAAGGAUAUCUAAGUUGUA
Manis pentadactyla (Chinese pangolin) is the source of this 2166-nucleotide messenger RNA. RefSeq names its product coproporphyrinogen oxidase (gene CPOX). Gene Ontology annotation, molecular function: coproporphyrinogen oxidase activity. The coding region runs from base 109 to 1437 and encodes 442 amino acids. Gene Ontology annotation, cellular component: cytoplasm; mitochondrial intermembrane space. NCBI's taxonomy places the organism in Eukaryota, Metazoa, Chordata, Mammalia, Pholidota, Manidae. The transcript has 7 exons. The record is from RefSeq and is a predicted model, not a curated record.